Messenger RNA from Sphenostylis stenocarpa, 1275 nucleotides. The record is from the annotation of a GenBank genome assembly. NCBI's taxonomy places the organism in Eukaryota, Viridiplantae, Streptophyta, Magnoliopsida, Fabales, Fabaceae.
AUGGAUGUUACUUCUUUGGGUUCAAAUAGCAAUACCCAAACCGACCAACACCCUUUGUUGAUGGAGCAGCCAGAAACUCGUGAUGGUCGUCAACACAUAAUUGACGUUACUGUGAUUGGUGAAACUCUAACCAUGUCUUCUCAUAACGAUCAACACUCUGAAAUGCAUUUACAGCAGAAUGGAGACCAGCCGGCUGGGAACACACAAGAUCCAACUCAUGAAGUAUCUUCAUCUUCUGCAUCCAGAUUAAACUCUAGAAAUUCAGCUUCGUUGAGAAGAGGUGAAGGUUAUGGUCAUCGUGGGAGUCCAUUGAAUUCUGGACUGUGGAUUUCUGUUGAGCUUUUUGUCACCGUGAGUCAGAUCAUAGCAUCUAUUGUUGUUCUGUCGUUGUCCAGGAAUGAAAAUCCCCAAGCCCCAUUAUUUGCAUGGGUUGUAGGUUAUGCAUCUGGUUGUGUUGCCACACUUCCCAUUCUAUAUUGGCGUUUUCGAAACCGUAAUCAAAGCAAUGAACAAGAUUCCUCUCAACCAUCUCCAGGAUCUUCUGGAAGCAAUCCUCCAGAUCGUACCUAUACUGCCAUCUAUGUUUCUCAUGUUUCAGACGAGGAGAAUGGUCAUGCUACACAAUCAGCCACUAGAAAUGCAAUAAUUCCUGGAGCCUUUACUACAAGGCUUAAUGGAUUUGUAGACCAUUUCAAGAUGGCCUUGGAUUGCUUCUUUGCAGUUUGGUUUGUAGUAGGGAAUGUUUGGAUCUUUGGAGGUCACACUUCUCCUUCUGAUGCUCCACAAUUGUAUAGGUUAUGUAUUGUGUUUCUUACCUUUAGCUGUAUCGGAUACGCAAUGCCAUUUAUACUUUGUGCAACUAUUUGUUGCUGCCUACCUUGUAUAAUUUCUGUUUUGGGCAUUCGGGAGGAUUUUUCUCAAAAUAGAGGAGCAACAAUAGAAUCAAUUAAUGCUCUACCAAUCUUCAAGUUCAAAUUGAAGAACAAUGCAAAUGGAGGUGAUCAGGAUGUCAAUACAGCUAUAGAUGAUGAUGGAAUUUUGGCUGCCGGGACAGAAAAAGAGCGAGUGAUAUCAGGAGAAGAUGCUGUUUGUUGCAUUUGCUUAGCAAAAUAUGCAGAUGAUGACGAACUUAGAGAGUUACCUUGCUCUCACGUUUUUCAUGUUGUGUGUGUUGACAAAUGGUUAAAGAUAAAUGCAUCAUGCCCUCUUUGUAAAACUGAAGUUGGUACGAGUAAUGGAGGGUCACCUUCAGCCUGGGACUCCAGUGCACAUUAG